GUCCGACAUGUCAUACAGUGAUAUGGGUCGCUCUAUCCUGAAACCGAGGUGGAUCUUCGGGUUUGCUGUUGUGCUCGUAACUCUAAUCACUCUGUUUACACACACGGCGUCUCAUUCAGUUAGCGGUCUAGUCAAUUCUAUCAGCACCACAGUAAGUGCCCUCCAAGCCCAUUACGACCGUAGUUUCUUACCACGGCAACAGAAACCCUCAACCUCCACACUCUCUACACCAUCAAGCAGCAAUGGCAAGGCCGGUCUCCACUACCUCAUCCCAGCGACAAGUAGCAACCGAGACUUCUGCAAGCUUCUCCUCUCCUCUACCAUUCUCGACUAUCCUACUCCUGUCCUGAUCAACUGGGGCGCACAUGAAGAAGCCAAUCCGUACAAACAACAUCUCGCCAAGAUCGAGACCCUUCUUGCUUACAUGAAGAGGCUGAAGCCCAUCAGCAAGGAGGAUGAUCUAGUCCUCAUCCUGGAUGGUUACGACGUCUGGUUCCAAUUGCGACCAGACGUUCUGCUCAAGAGAUAUUUCGAGAUGAACGCGAACCACGAUCAGCGAACCAUUCAGGCCUUCGGCCAAGACGCUUUCGACAGAGGCGACCACCGUACUACCGUCAUUUUCGGCCCCGACAAGAUCUGUUGGCCCAUCGACUUCAGUCGCCCCGCAUGCUGGGCCGUUCCACACACCGGUCUCUCCCCAACUGCAUUUGGCCCCGAAGAGAAUGAUUUCAGGGAGACACACAACGAGCCGAGAUGGUUGAAUUCGGGAACAAUCAUGGGACCUAUUCAGGACAUGAUUGACGUCUUUCAAGCUACUCUCGACCUUGUCCACAAUAACCACACCACAGACUCCGAUCAAUUCUACUUUGCCAAUGUCUUUGGUGACCAGGAAUUCGCUCGUCUGUCUCUGGAUCAAGAGCUCCUGGAGAGCCAGGCCAAGGAGAGAUACCGAGAGGAGUUCCGCACAGAAGAGGAACCCCCUCGCCAGAUUCCCGAAUUUCACGAGGGGCAGAGAACCGAAUACCACAUUGGUAUUGACUACUUCUCGGCCAUGUUUCAGACUUUGGCUUUCUACAAGCAGUUCCUAGCCUGGAUCCGCCCAAGUGACUCCUGGGCAACCAAAACGAACGAGGCUGGUGAUGUUUCUCAAGAAAGAUACAGUUUCAAGGUGGCCAAAGACAUUUCUUCUUCACUCCCACCUUAUGCUGCAUUCGAGGCCUCGCCACCUACGUCCAACAGCUCUGUGGAAUAUCCCAAGUCGUGGGAGGAUGUCGAUCUCUGUGUCAACACCGUCACUGAUCUGGCUCCUGUCACCCUGCACUUCACCGGUGAGAAGGCUCUCCGCGAGUUAUGGUGGGAUAAGUUAUGGUUCUACCAGGAUGGUGAAGAGCUUCGCAAAGCCAGUUUGAGAUUGCCUGAGCGGCCCAUCAGUGAAGAGCCCAUUGCAGGCAAGACGUGGUAUAAGAUCGAGUCUAGCGAUCCAGAGGCAGGACGAGGAGGAGCUUGGGCUGACAACGGUGGUUGGCAUUCUUGGACUUCGCUUUGCAAAAAUUAUGAGGAUCAAAUAUAUCCUCGGAAGACGCUUAAGAAGAAGGUGCCCGUUCAUCAUAAGCACCCGCACCAUCCAAUCGCCAUUACGAUGCCGGUGCAAAGUGUCAUGGAUAAGCUGAAGCAAUGGCAAAGCAGUGGGCCAAAUUAUGAACCGGUUGGCCACCUCGAGGAUGGCCUUGAGAAGGAGCACACCACCAACAAGCGAUCACGACUUCUGAGACCGGCGAUAAUCCUUGGGUCCCUUCUCGCCAUCUUCCUAUUCUUGUCUUCGGGUGGUCAUGACUCCGCUAAACCAAUCGUUUCCUCGAAGGAGACGUUGUUGCCUCCAGCCUACCUCCGGAUGGUUUAUCCUGUGAGAUAUGCUGAUGCCAACUACUGCAAGACUAUUCUUAGCAGCGCCGUCCUGAAUUAUCCGGAGCCAAUGUUGAUAGGAUUUUCGGGCAAGAAGCAGAAAGAGGAAAAUGCUGACUCCACUCUGGACUUGGCCCAACGAAUUUCUCGCAAGACCAGUAUCCUUGGCAUCGACAAGCACCUUAGAAACAUCUCAACAACUCGUGAUGAGGAUCUUGUGGUCAUAGCAGAUGGUCUGAAUACGUGGUUCCAGUUGCGCCCUCAAACACUUCUUGACCGGUACUUUGAAUCGAACAGAAAUGCAGAUGAGCGUAUUAGGAAAGAACUUGGAGCGAAUGCCGACGUUCUGAGUAUCCGUCAAAAAAUCAUCUUCGGUGCUCAAAGGGACUGCUCACCCUGGAACGCAGAGGAUCCAGCUUGCUCUGCAGUACCCGAAUCGUCACUGCCUAAUAACAUCUAUGGACCUCAGACUGAUGCUGAAGCUGAGGAGGGCAAAGAUUCUUUCGCAAAGCAUCGUCCACGAUACAUCAACUCAGGAUUUGCCAUGGGACCCGUGAAGGAAAUGCGUAAGCUCUAUGCUGAGGCUGCGAAGCGCAUCAUAGGCGACCAGCAUCUUCAAGAUGAAGGUAAGGUUCUCGGCCAACUCUUUGCCGAGCAAGAAAUGGCCCGUGAGUCUUACAGGAUCCCCUCGGCCUCGCCCUUUGCACGUCUUGGUUCCUGGCUUUCAUCAUUCUGGGAGAGUGCCAGCGCGGUCGAAGACAGACAGGCCCAGCAGCUGAGAGAAACUGACCUCUCGCGAGAGUACGGAAUCGGUCUGGAUUACGCCAGUGGGCUUGCCUUUGAGGCCGCGCACGCUGACGGCGAUAUGGAAUUCGUCAGGUUUGGAGAUGCGGCAUCAGUGCACGCAGCAAACGCAAAACACGGUAUCGCCGAUAGCCGGAUCAGUCAAAUUGCGCCUGAUGUCGGUGCAUCUUUGCCCCCAUUCUGGACCUACAGCCGGGAAAUUCUUCCUCCUCGUAACACGUCCUGGACCAAUGUUUCUCUCCUUACGAACGCCUGGACUGGCGUCACACCAGCCAUCAUCCAGCAUGACCCGAGCAACCAACGCACCGGUUCCCAACGUGAGACAUGGUGGGCCAACAUCUGGUACCAAAAGUAUGCUCGCAAGAUGUUCGAUGUCCACAUCCAGUCCCCCAUCGGUGCCAUUGCCGUUUCUGGCUACGAUGCUGCAUCUCGCCGUCAAUGGUGGAGCAUUGAAGACUGGAAGGGUGGUGCAAGAAACGAGACCAAGUUCUGGCAUAGAUAUGAAGAUGUGUGUGGAGGCACCGAGACCGAAGUCUUCAGAGACAGCAGAGGUCCGUGGUACCUUCCGUCUAACCAC
Messenger RNA from Aureobasidium vineae, 3283 nucleotides. NCBI's taxonomy places the organism in Eukaryota, Fungi, Ascomycota, Dothideomycetes, Dothideales, Saccotheciaceae. The record is from the annotation of a GenBank genome assembly.